CUUCAUUCUUGACAGCAUCAUCCCCUGCCGUCCCCCAAACAGGAAUCUCGCUAUCCUUCUUCGUCCUCUAUCUAUGACAGCUCAACUCUCGCCCUACGUACUCUGGAUCAUGAUUGAAUAACACGUGCUUGUACUUUGAUCAACAUUCCUCACAUCUGCAUACUAUUCCUCAGACGUUCUUGGCAUCAUCGACGUACUUGGCAUCAUCGACGUACUUGGCACUGUACUAGUUAAUCGAUCCUGGUACUACUAUUUAAAGCUCCACCUGGCGAAGUAGGGGACAGCACAGCAUGCCCAGCCUUUCGCUGAUCAAUUUCAACAUCGUUUGCGCCACCCUGGGGGGCUUCAUCUCGGUGUUCGGACUAGUAUCUUACUUGUUCAAGGAGCGAUUCUACUUGUCCGAAGCAUUGAUUUCCCUCCUGGCGGGGGUCAUCUUCUCCCCGCAUGCUGCCAAUUUCAUACGGCCUCACGAGUAUGCGCUAGGCUCCGAGCAGAACCUAGAAGAAAUCACGUUGUAUUUCACGCGGCUCGUUCUGGGAGUGCAGUUGGUUCUUGCCGGUGUACAGCUCCCCAAACGCUAUCUCCAAAUAGAAUGGCGGAGUCUAUCGCUUCUCCUGGGGCCUGGGAUGGCGGCCAUGUGGAUCUGCAGUAGCUUGCUUAUUUGGGCGAUGAUCCCGAACUUCGAGUUCGUCCAUGCUCUUGUGGUCGGGGCAUGCGUUACCCCCACGGACCCGGUGCUUUCGAACUCCAUCGUCAAAGGGAAGUUUGCCGACAAAAAUGUCCCGCGCUCCUUACAGCGGAUCAUUAUUGCCGAAUCCGGUGCCAACGAUGGUCUUGGAUAUCCUUUCCUCUUCUUUGGUCUCUAUCUUCUCCAGUACGUGGGCAUGGGGAGCGAAGGCCAGAGUGGGGGUGCCGGAAAAGCCAUGGGGCUGUGGUUUUACGAGACUUGGGUCUACACUGUUCUAUUGAGCGUUGUCUACGGAGCCACUGUCGGCUGGAUUUCCCGCGAACUGCUUCAUUGGGCGGAGGAGAAGCGGUAUGUUGACCGUGAGAGUUUCCUUGUUUUUGCAAUCGCACUUUCGCUUUUCAUCUUGGGAACCUGCGGCAUGAUUGGGACUGACGACCUGCUUGCAUGCUUUGUGGCUGGCAAUGUUUUCACUCAAGAUGAUUGGUUCCGUCUGGAGACGAUGGAUGAUUCGCUGCAGCCGACCAUUGAUAUGCUGCUGAACUUGGCAGUCUUCAUGUGGUUCGGCGCCGUCUGUCCGUGGUCCUCGUUUCUCAACAACGAGAUCAUUCCCAUAUAUCGCCUGAUCUUCUUAGGGAUCUUGAUCCUACUCGUUCGCCGGAUGCCCGUCAUCUUGGCAAUGCAUAAGCAUAUCAACCAGAUUGAGAAUCUUUUCCAGGCCGCCUUUGUCGGUUUCUUUGGCCCUAUUGGAGUAGGUGCUGUCUUCUACUUAUCCAUAAGUCGAGAAUAUCUGCGUCAAAUUACCACAUCAGACGGGCAGAUGCGCGAGGACGCCCAACGAGUCUCGGAAGCGAUCGAUGUAGUUGUGUGGUUUCUGGUCAUCUGCAGUAUUGUUGUCCAUGGGCUGUCAAUUCCCUUGGUGAAGGCAGGGUACCAUAUUCCUCGGACUAUUUCCCAUGUACUCAGCAAUACUACAACGAUCGAGGUUGAGCCCGUCUCGAUUGCAAAUGUUCAGCAUACCCACAGUACUGCUACCCAGGACUCCAAUUCUGCCAACAACCGAGGGCGUAAACGCCCUUCUUCGCAGGCACCGCCGUCAACCAUUCUUCAAAUUGGCCGAUCUAUCAUAAGGCCUCGUUCGACGGAUCAGCCACCGCUAGGUACUGGUCAUGCCGAAGAGCCCGAGCGGCCGGUCAGACUCGUGGUCACCGGGACAAGCCUCCUGGAUACAGGGAAGGGGCAGUCCCCGGUGGACCUAGGAAGCUCGUGAUUUUCGAAUCUUGGGGAUCUGGCCUUGAAGAUUUCCAGUUGCAACCGAACUAACAUACAAUCCCAUGGACCGGUGGAAGGGAUUGACGGGGUCCCUAGCAGAACUGGGAGUUCCUAAGAAUGCGGGCUUGCCAGGAACUACGGAGUACGGGAUCUACUAGAGUUCUCCACAGACUGUCAGAGGAAGGAAUAUUCAGCCUGGUAUCUUGUUGGACAAUUUGCCUACGUAUAAGGCCUUUAUGCCAGAAUUAGGUCCUGGAAGUAGACACCUAAGGACGGACAAGGACGUAUUUGGCCUGGGUACGAACUACCGGGGAAUCAGAAGUAGCAAGGUAGCAGAUAAAUAAGAUUUUCGGAUUUUU
Molecule: messenger RNA, 2316 nt
Organism: Aspergillus steynii IBT 23096
Lineage: Eukaryota; Fungi; Ascomycota; Eurotiomycetes; Eurotiales; Aspergillaceae
Product: putative Na/H antiporter
Exons: 5
Coding region: 291-1955 (554 amino acids)
Biological process (GO): regulation of membrane potential; proton export across plasma membrane; sodium ion export across plasma membrane
Cellular component (GO): plasma membrane
Molecular function (GO): sodium:proton antiporter activity
Source: RefSeq, a predicted model, not a curated record